UGAUUGGCUAAGGUUGUGUCUAGUGUGUCCAUAUUUGAAGGGAUCAUGGGAUGCCAUUGCCACUACAAAUAGGGGCAGGAGAGGGCAAGUAGCUCAAAGUUAAGGCAUCUGUACCCACAGCAAGAGAUACAGUAGAAGAGCCCCAAGAAGACAAAGGUUAAGCCUAACCAUGGAGUGGCUCAUGGUUGCAUUUGUAGCCCUACUUUUGACCAGCCAAGUCCGCUCUGAAGAAAUCCCAUAUGAGCACCUUAUCUCUCAGAUAUCGGCAUGUCCUAAAGAGUGUCACUGCCCUCCAAGUUUCCCUAAUGCUGUUUACUGUGACAACAAGGGUCUGAAACGCAUACCUGACAUCCCACCCUACACCUGGUACCUCUACCUCCAAAACAACCUGAUUGAUGUCCUGUCAGCUGAUGCUCUGCGCAACGCCACACAACUGAGGUGGAUCAACCUUAACCGCAACAAAAUCACAGGUGAAGGCCUGGAGGCAGAUGCUCUAAAAGCCAUGUCCAACCUUGUACACCUUUACAUGGAAGACAAUUUGCUGACUUCCAUUCCAUCUCCUCUGCCUGCUAAAUUAGAGCAGUUGCGGCUCUCCCGAAACAGAAUCUCAAAGAUCCCACCCGGUGUCUUCUCUGGAAUGGACCAUCUCACCUUGCUGGAUCUGCAAAGCAACAAGCUACAGGAUGAUGCAGUUACUGAGGUCAAUCUGAAAGGCCUCAAGAACUUGAUCCAGAUCAAUUUAGCAAAGAAUCAGUUAAAUACCAUGCCCCUCGGCCUACCACCCACAACCACACAGAUCUUUUUGGACAGCAACAAUAUUGAAAGGAUUCCGGCUGAGUACUUUAAAGGUCUUCCCAAAUUGGUGUCUCUCAGGCUCAACCGCAAUAAGCUGGCUAAUGGAGGCAUCCCAAAAAAUGUGUUUAAUCUUUCCAGCAUCCUAGAUCUACAGCUUUCUCAUAACCAGCUCACAGAGAUACCCGUUAUCUCUUCUGGUUUGGAGCACCUGCAUUUGGAUCACAAUAAGAUCAAGAGUGUGAAUAGCUCUGAUAUCUGUCCACCUGGUACACUCGAUGAUUAUCUUGAUGAGAAUGGUCCACGUCUCCGUUACCUUCGCAUUGAUGGCAAUGAGAUCAACCCCCCUAUUCCACGAGAGCUGAUGAUGUGUUUCCGUCUCCUCAGGGCUAUUGUUAUAUAAAGAUGCUACACCAUCUUGAUACUCCUGUCCAUUGCAUUUACCUGACCUGAAAAUGUAUGGAAACUAAUACACUUGAAAAGGGUCUAAAAAAAGAGGACUAUCUAUUUGUAAAUUCAGAAAAUACAUAUUAAAAACUGUACACUGCUGAAAAGACCAGCUGAGGUCUUUAGUUUUUGAUCAAGAAAGCCCUGUUAAAUAAGCUAGUUAAGAAAGCUGGUGAAUAUACCAGUAUACAAAAUAUGAUAUAUUCAGGUGGUCUCCCAUUCUGGUCUUUUAAGUGUGGUAGAGAUCAAUGAAACUGGUUCAUAUUUGCAUUUACAGAUGGUUUCUCAUGGCUAUAUUGUAAAACCACUGUGCCUUUCUUAAUUUCAUACAUAUGGAAAACUAACAGACCUGGUUUGUGGGAAACACCAUUAUCUGUUCAAUGUUCUGUAUAAUGAAGAGAGCUCCAAAACAAUUGUCCUCUAUUGCAAGAAAUGUAAUUUCCCCAUCCUGUGCAAAAACUAUUUUCAUUAUCCAUCAUUAUCCAAAAACUGUUUUACCUCACCACACCAUUCUGGGGUGUUUUUGGACAGAAAAAUUGUGGUCUGAUUAUGGAGCCAAAUUGUAAUAAACUUAGUACAUAGUG
Messenger RNA from Carassius carassius (crucian carp), 1823 nucleotides. Its product is annotated as keratocan-like. Gene Ontology annotation, molecular function: protein binding. The transcript is spliced from 3 exons. The record is from RefSeq and is a predicted model, not a curated record. Bases 170 to 1195 code for a protein of 341 amino acids. Lineage: Eukaryota; Metazoa; Chordata; Actinopteri; Cypriniformes; Cyprinidae.